AGGAAUCAAAACGAGAGCUGUGAAGAGAGAACGAGAGACUACUACUAACUACUCCCCAGGACGACGCGAUGACAAACUCGCACAAUCGUAACGGGCGGAAUGCUGGCAGUGGCAACCAUGCCGAGCGGUACUUCCACAACCACAGCCCGCAGCAGCUGAGCCCAUCGGCACAGCAGAUGCACCAGGGUGGUGGGAAUGGUGGUAGCAACAGCACUGGUAAGCAGCAGCAGCAGCAGCAGCGUGGAGCAAACGGAGGAGGCAACCGUAGCCAGCGGUCACCGAGCGCGAACUACUUCCGCAGUAUUGUCGCCUCCUCCAACACAAUACCGAUAGUACAACAGCAGCAGCAGAGGCAACCAUCGUACUCACCUACCGGUGGACGAGUAGCAGGUGGUGGUGGUCGCCAUAGCAACAACAGCAACAGCAGCUCAAACAGCUUUAAUCAACGCUCCAGUCCGAGCAAUCACAGCAGUGGUGGCAGCUUCCCGAUGAUGAUGUCCUCACCGAUGGGAGCCGGUGCUGGGGCUGCUGGGCCUGUAUCAGGUUCGCCGCCCAACUUUUCCCAUUUUGCCGGCAGUAAGUGUUACGAUGCGCCCGCACCCACCGCGCUGCCGAAGCCACCCGUCCACUGGACAACCGUCGGUGGCUCUGUUGGCAAUAACAGCACCAGCAACAGUAGCAGCAGCAACAGUAGCGUAAGCAGUUCCUUCACGUCGAUGAUGAUGAUGGCGUGCGGUACGUCCGCACAGCCUACGGUGACCGGUAACGGCGCCAACAAAAAGGGGACGGCAGGAUCCUCCUCCAACAAUGGGACGGUGCUUAAGCAGCAGCAGUACCACCCGCAGCAGCCACGGCUGCGAACGAAGGCGAUGAAAUCGUGUGCGUCGGCUGCGGCCAAGGCAAACAAUCGUCAUGCCGCCUUCACGCACAAUCUGAAAACGAUUCUCAACGUGCAGGCUUAACAACCCGUCGCUACCGUAACCGAGCGUGGCCGGGACAGCAGCAGCAGCAGCAGCAGCAGCAUCGAUAGUGUUGAACAUGCAAGUACAACGACGACGA
Messenger RNA from Anopheles maculipalpis, 1059 nucleotides. Its product is annotated as putative lysozyme-like protein. Bases 69 to 962 code for a protein of 297 amino acids. Gene Ontology annotation, cellular component: nucleus. The transcript has a single exon. Lineage: Eukaryota; Metazoa; Arthropoda; Insecta; Diptera; Culicidae. The record is from RefSeq and is a predicted model, not a curated record.